UAUUAUUUAAGUACAUUUAUAGCUGAAAAAAAUAUUAUUAUGUUCGGAAACACUAAUGACAAUCAAAUCAUCUUGAAUUGACAAUUAUUAUGGGUGACGCAUACUUCUAAAAAAGUAGUGAAUAGAAAAUAAUGCGAUUUUAUUAUCAAAUCAACGCGUAAUAAGACGUUAACUACAAUAUUUAAAGGUAUUUGUAUGUUUAGGAUAAAUCUUUAAAGCAAAAUGAGUUUCCUGGGAAAGUUAUUCGGUGGGAAAAAGGAAGAAAAGGGACCCACGACACACGAAGCUAUACAAAAGUUACGUGAAACUGAAGAGCUAUUAGUCAAAAAACAAGAGUUUCUGGAAAGGAAGAUCGAAGUAGAGAUACAAACAGCUAGGAAAAAUGGUACAAAGAACAAACGGGCUGCAAUUGCUGCACUCAAACGCAAGAAGCGGUAUGAAAAACAACUGAACCAGAUUGACGGCACACUUACACAGAUAGAGGCCCAGAGAGAAGCCCUCGAGGGUGCAAACACCAACGCACAGGUCCUUAAUACAAUGAAGGAUGCUGCAAAUGCCAUGAAGUUGGCUCACAAAGACAUUGAUGUGGACAAAGUGCACGACAUUAUGGACGACAUUGCAGAGCAACACGACAUCUCGCGCGAGAUCACAGACGCUAUCAGCAACAAUGUUGCCUUCCCCAACGACAUUGACGAGGAUGAGCUGGAGAGGGAACUCGAGGAGUUGGAACAGGAGGAGCUGGACAAGGAAAUGAUUGGCAUCAGUGUGCCAGCAGACAAUCUGCCAGACGUGCCAGCCACAGAGCCAGUGCCUGCCAAGGCCAAGCCCAGCAAGGAAAAGGAGGAAGAUGAUGAUGACUUCAAGCUGCUCAAGUCCUGGGCCACAUAGACGUAACUCGUAUAGGCUGAAGCUCGUGAUAUUUUCAGCUAACACAUUCAUAAAUCUGAUUAAUCUAUCCAUCUAUAUGCAAUUUCGUUUUUCUUUUAUAAAAAAAAAAACUAAACCAUUUCAAUUGUGUAUCUAAUGAAUAAGGUCUGAUUGGUUUAAGCAUUAACUGUUUGCUGAGUUAUGUAUAGUUUAUAUGAGAUCAUUCUUCUUCAUAAUUUGGUACUACAAAUUUUUUUUAAUAGAAAACUAUAGUAUGAAUUUUGUCACUGCAGAUACGCGAGUAUGUCUUCACUAUCGCAUGUCAGAAAGUGAUUCUGAAUAGGGUAGUUGAUUCAUCAAAUUAAAUAUAAAUAAUAUUAAUUUCGUAUAGUACAUGGAAUAAGGGUCCGUAAUAUAUCGAUGUUAAAUAAUAAAAGUUAAAGUUUUCAUAGAAAACUUAAUUUCGAAAUUAUAUAUUUUAUACAUUUUUCCAAACGUAAUUAACGCUGUCGCCCAUUUUGUGACGUCACAAUGUUACUUGAACUAAAGGAUUAAACGUCAAACUAAUUAAUAACUAACUGGAUAACGUUUAGUCAUUAGUGACAUCAUGAAACUAUAAAUUAAAGACCAUGGCCGACAGCGGUUUGGCUCGUAUUGUAAAAAAAAAAAAUAUUUUAUAAUUGUAUUCACAUCUAAAAAAAUAUGAUAUUUUCUUCAAUCUAUUACAAUUUAAGACCAUUUAUAAAAACGUGUCAACUACCCACAGCUGUUUUUGAACAUGCAAGGUUGUAAACUCGUGUAAACUAUGCAUUAGGCUCUAACAUUAAUUAUGUUGAUGUUUUGAAUUUUUAUUUUAUAUUUAUAAUUAAUUUUAAAUUGCAGGGUUCGCUUUUACAGAUUACAUACAUUUUAAUUUUAUGACGUCAUGAUACAAAUUUUUACAACAUAACCACAAAAGCUCAUGCUAAAGUAGAUACGAUAAACUGUUUGGAUUCAGUUGCAAAAACAUUGUAUUUUUAUUUUUUUAUCUGUGUUGUACAUUUUUGUUAUUUGUAACAGAAAGUUUAUCUAUUAUUUGUAGGAUCUAGUUAUCACCAUUAAUCAUUAUUGUAAGCUAUAAAUAAAUAUAUAUAGAAAUUCACGCCAUGUGUUACUUCGGAUGCCUUAAAUGUUUCUGAAAGAACAGUUACAGUAAACUGUUAAAAAUACAAAAAAAAUAAUUUGGUUUACAACAACAAUCACUAUAGACUUGCGGACUUGACUUUUCCAAAGCGCUUGUAGAGUAUAGUAGAAUUGAAAAAAAAAACACAUGUUUUCCUUGUUUCCAUUUAUUAUAAACUGAAAGUUGUAAAACAAACUGCCUAAAUUAUUAUUGAAACUGUCGCCGCCAAAUACGGUCGACGAUGGUCUGUAGUUUCGAGGAUUUAUAUUUUCAAUUGCAAAGUUGUAGACUAAAUAUUGAUAGCGUUAUCGAAUUUGAAUUAUUAAGGUCAGCGUACAAUGUGGAUCGCAUCGAAACGUAAAAAAAUAACGCUAACGAAAAUUAUACCUAAAAACUUUUAAAUAUAGUCCAAUAUUCAAUAAAAUCCCAAAUUCAGAGCAAAUUCAACCUUAAGGAUUAAGUUUAGGAUUGAAUUUGCAAAUGCGACUACUUAAAUUGAGUGCCAAGAAGUUGUGUUUGGCACUCAUUGAGUGGGGACGUUUUUUGGUCGCUGAUUGUGCAUCCACUUUUUAAUAGGAGAUCGAUGAUUAUAAUACAUUUAUUUGAACGAAUAGCAAAGCUAGCUUAUCUAAUGGUAUGUCAUGGUUAACUAUUCCAUGAAGUUACGAAAAUAAUCAAUUAUACUUGACGUUCCGAUGUGAGCCAUACUGCCGGGUCGUUGUGUAUCUGUGUGUACGAUUCAAAACCUGAACGUCGUUUUUCAUCGAUUUUUCGGUUUUCCGGUUUUUACGUUCAUGUUUUGUGUCAAACACGAAGAUACAUAAUAAACUUACAGUAGGUCUAUAAUGCGACCCACGACAUAAUAUCUCGUGAAGACAAAGUGACCGUGCCGGAAAUAUCGCUCACUCUUUCGUUGCGAUAGGACGAAAUGAGACAGUGAUAUUUACGGUUUGGCUGUUCAUUUGUCAUUUUGUCUUCACGAAAUAUGUCGUGAGUCGCCAACCUGCGCUUAGCUUUGUCGAUGUUAAAGAAUAUUUGGACAAGGAUUUUUUCUGUAUAUAAAAUAUGUAUUAUAUUAUUGUCAUUUAAUCUACCUAAAUACCCUAGAUUUUGCUUUUACUUAUAUUAUGAGGAAGUAAACCUAUUUUUAAAAGCGCUUCUUUUUAGGCUCAAGGCUAACAGCUAAGAUUCGCUUGCUAAUGAUUGAAAAUGUAUGUAUUGAUAUAUCAACUAUAAAUACCUACAUAAUAAGUGAUAUAUUUUAAUGUGAUAAAGUGUUGAAGUUUAAUUAAUUCUUUAUUCACAUUUAGAAAUAGUUUUACUUCUUUUUCGCACACACUGUUAAUACAAAGAGCAUCAAUGGAAUGAAUGAUACGCGUCUAAAUAAAAAAAAAUAUAUUUUUUCCAAGCUGUGUUAAUUGAUUUGCGAUCCAUUAAAACGAAUAUUUUGCACUUAAUUUCAUUGAUUUUAAGUUACUUUUUGAUGGAACUGUCUAUUAGAAUGUUACUUUUUAAGCUAACAUAAUUGUGCAUAACUGGUUCAGUAAUAUACUUUUAUUUAAAAAAAAUA
Messenger RNA from Bicyclus anynana (squinting bush brown), 3599 nucleotides. It is a transcript of the gene shrb, whose product is annotated as charged multivesicular body protein 4c. Gene Ontology annotation, cellular component: ESCRT III complex; multivesicular body; cytoplasmic side of plasma membrane. The coding region runs from base 223 to 888 and encodes 221 amino acids. Gene Ontology annotation, biological process: late endosome to vacuole transport via multivesicular body sorting pathway; vesicle budding from membrane. The record is from RefSeq and is a predicted model, not a curated record. Lineage: Eukaryota; Metazoa; Arthropoda; Insecta; Lepidoptera; Nymphalidae. The transcript has 5 exons.